This is a messenger RNA of Diprion similis, 1978 nucleotides long. It is a transcript of the gene Adsl, whose product is annotated as adenylosuccinate lyase. Bases 93 to 1556 code for a protein of 487 amino acids. NCBI's taxonomy places the organism in Eukaryota, Metazoa, Arthropoda, Insecta, Hymenoptera, Diprionidae. The transcript is spliced from 6 exons. Gene Ontology annotation, molecular function: N6-(1,2-dicarboxyethyl)AMP AMP-lyase (fumarate-forming) activity; (S)-2-(5-amino-1-(5-phospho-D-ribosyl)imidazole-4-carboxamido) succinate lyase (fumarate-forming) activity. The record is from RefSeq and is a predicted model, not a curated record. Gene Ontology annotation, biological process: 'de novo' AMP biosynthetic process. Gene Ontology annotation, cellular component: cytosol.
GGAGUAUAGUCCGUUGAAAAAACUCGUGUGAACUCAGUGUUUCCGAUAUUCGUUUUCACUCGCUUUAAUUUUUCUCUUACUUCUCGGUAAAAAUGAGUGACCCGGUGGCGAAAAGCAGUGACUCGGAGUUCUGCAAUUAUCGGAGUCCUCUUUCAACUCGUUACGCGUCAAAAGAAAUGCAGUUUAACUUCAGUGAUCAAAACAAGUUCCGCACGUGGCGCUGGCUCUGGCUUCAUCUCGCCAAGGCAGAAAUGGAACUAGGGCUGAACAUCACCCCCGAUCAAAUCGCCGAAAUGGAGGCGCAUCUUGAUGACAUAGACUUCUCGGCUGCUGCAGCGGAGGAACGGAAGACCAGGCAUGAUGUCAUGGCUCAUGUUCACGUAUUCGGAAAUCAGUGCCCCAAAGCUGCCCCCAUCAUUCAUCUGGGAGCCACUAGCUGCUACGUUGGAGACAACGCUGACCUGUUGAUCCUUCGUACCGGAUUUAACCUCCUCCUCCCAAAACUCGGUGGCGUUUUGGCUCGUCUGUCUAAAUUUGCUUACGAGUAUCGGUCGCUGCCCACUCUUGGAUUUACUCACCUUCAACCAGCCCAACUGACGACGGUUGGAAAGAGAGCGAGUCUCUGGCUCCACGAUUUACUCAUGGAUGAGAGAGCUCUUCGUAGAGCGAGGGAUGACCUUAGAUUCCGCGGAGUCAAAGGAACCACAGGAACGCAGGCUUCUUUCCUUCAGCUCUUCGACGGUGACGGAGAGAAAGUAAAACAGCUCGAUCUUCUGGUCACCAAAAUGGCCGGCUUUGAGAAGUGCUAUCCGGUUACUGGUCAGACUUAUUCGAGGAAAGUCGACGCUGAAUGCAUCAACGUACUCGCCUCUCUAGGAUCCACGGUCCACAAGAUUUGCAGUGACAUUCGUUUGCUGGCAAACAUGAAGGAGGUGGAGGAACCCUUCGAGACGACGCAAAUAGGCUCGAGCGCAAUGCCUUACAAGAGGAAUCCAAUGCGGUCCGAAAGGUGUUGCAGCAUCGCCCGUCACCUGAUGACCCUGGCGAGUAACACGCUGCAAACAGCCGCAACCCAAUGGAUGGAACGGACCCUUGACGACUCUGCGAACCGGCGGAUCACCCUUGCUGAAGCCUUUCUAUCCGCGGACGCCGUUCUCAUGACCCUGCAAAACAUCACCGAAGGUCUGGUAGUUUACCCGAAAGUCAUUGCGCGACACGUCGCUCAGGAAUUACCGUUCAUGUCGACGGAGAAUGUGAUAAUGGCGAUGGUCAAGGCUGGUGGAGAUAGACAGGUUUGCCACGAGAAGAUUCGCGUCCUUUCGCAUCAGGCUGGAGCCCAGGUCAAACAGCAUGGAUUGGACAACGACUUGGUUGAAAGGAUCAGGAACGAUCCGUACUUUGCACCGAUUAUUGGACAGCUAGACGGCCUUUUGGAUCCUUCAACUUUCGUCGGGAGGGCGCCGGAGCAGGUUGAAGAGUUUUUGAACGAGGAGGUCUACCCUGUUCUCGAUACUUACGGGAAUCUCAAUCAGGCGCCGGUUACUUUGCUGAUUUAAGUCGAAACUUGAAUUUUCCAGUUUUGUCGCGCGUAUUUUUUUUUUUCUUUUUCUUUAUAAAACGGUGGGAUUCAACAUCGAUAAGACAAAAAAAACAAAGAGUAGGCAGUUGUAAUGCAUGCUUAGGUUCAAGUUUAUUGUGCGUAACAUGUUUGUAUCGAAUAUUAUCCCGUUAUACACUUAUAUUAUACAAGUGCUCGACAUUUAGCUGGAUAUAAGCAUUUAUUUUUCACACUUGUGCAUAUGUGUUGUAUGUAUAAUAUAUAUAUAGAAUUAAAUGUGCCGUUUCAAUAAUCCGAUUUGAUAUCGUAGACGUAUAUCGGGUCGAGUUUCAAUUUAAAUAUAUGAAUUGCAAUAUAAUCAAGAUGGAGAAUAAAUCGGUUUAGGUUUCUACUGAAAAAAUAUAAAUCAAUUACCUGUGA